Aureobasidium uvarum is the source of this 2671-nucleotide messenger RNA. NCBI's taxonomy places the organism in Eukaryota, Fungi, Ascomycota, Dothideomycetes, Dothideales, Saccotheciaceae. The record is from the annotation of a GenBank genome assembly.
GCCAUUCACGAUGGCGGCAACAGUCACCGCUUUCGUGACGGACACUGUCACAAAGACCAUGGCAGCCGCCACGGCAUCUUCGACCGCUCGAGCAAAAGCUCAGGGUGGUAUUUUAGAAGGCGAGAAUCCGACACAUUACAACCCAAAGGAUCCUAUCAUCAUAUUCAUUAUUCAGGCUGGUGUAAUCAUCCUAUUCUGCCGAUUACUACACUGGCCUCUAUCGAAGAUCCGGCAACCGCGUGUUAUCGCAGAAGUCAUUGGUGGUGUCUUACUGGGUCCCUCAGUUAUGGGCAGAAUUCCUGGUUUCACUGCCACGAUUUUUCCGCCGGCUGCACAACCAAAUCUCGCUCUGGUGGCCAAUCUUGGUCUGGUCCUCUUCCUGUUCAUAGUAGGUCUCGAAGUCGACUUGCGCUACCUGGCCAGCAAUUGGAAGAUCGCGUUAAGUGUCGGCUUGGCUGGCAUGGCACUUCCCUUUGGCCUAGGUUGUGCCAUUGCUUAUGGACUGUACAACCAAUUCUCGGAUGAAGAUGGGACUGAGCCAGUCGCAUUUGGCACGUUCAUGCUGUUUGUUGGUGUGGCCAUGGCUAUCACUGCUUUCCCAGUGUUGUGUCGUAUCCUUACGGAACUGAAACUCUUGUCAACAUCCGUCGGAGUCAUUGUGUUGUCGGCUGGAGCUGGCAAUGAUGUUACUGGAUGGGUCCUUCUCGCUCUUUGUGUAGCUUUGGUAAACUCUGGCAGUGGAAUAAGUGCCCUCUAUGUCUUGCUGACAGCUCUGGGAUACACGCUUUUCCUCUUCUUCGCUGUCAAGCCGGCUUUUACCUGGGUUCUUAGACGUACACGUACGUUCGAGAACGGACCAUCUCAAGGCAUCAUCGUCUUGACCCUACUAAUUGCGCUCGCGUCUUCCUUCUUUACCGGAGUCAUCGGGAUUCACCCCAUUUUUGGUGCUUUCAUGGCAGGGUUGAUCUGCCCUCAUGAGGGUGGUUUCGCAAUCAAGGUCACAGAGAAGAUUGAAGAUUUGAUCAGCGCUCUAUUUUUGCCACUUUACUUUGCCCUAUCCGGACUGUCUACCAACCUUGGUCUUUUGGAUUCUGCCAUUACUUGGGGAUAUGUCGUUGGUGUUUUGGCUGUUGCAUUUGUCGGCAAAUUCGUGGGAGCUUCGGUGGCUGCACGCGUGAAUGGCCUUGUCUGGCGAGAGAGCUUUACCAUUGGCGCUCUGAUGAGUUGCAAAGGUCUCGUCGAGUUGAUCGUUCUCAAUAUCGGUCUUCAAGCCAGGAUCUUGUCGCAAAGGACAUUCACAAUCUUUGUGGUCAUGGCUUUGAUCACCACGUUCAUUACCACGCCGUUGACUAUGGCCCUAUACCCACCUUGGUAUCAGAAGAAGCUAGAGGCUUGGAAAAAGGGUCUGAUUGACUGGGAUACUGGCAGUCCACUGACUCCCGGCGAUGAUGCCUCAUCUAUCGUUGUGGCAAAGCUGGAGACCAGCAAGAUUAAGAAACUACUCGUCCACCUGAGAUUGGAUAACAUGCCUACCUUGAUGACGUUCGUCUCACUCUUGGCUGCUCCGAGCAAGUCUGGGGACUCUGCAGCGCGACAACAUCCUAUGCUGGCUGGUAAGAGCGUGGAAGAGUCUUCGAAAGCACCAAAUCGACCUUUGGAAGUUCAUGGUGUCCGGAUGAUCGAGCUUACGGACAGAGACUCAUCCGUCAUGAGUGUUUCGGACGUCGAAGAAUUCCAUUGGAAAGACCCCAUUAUCAACACCUUCCGCAACUUCGGCAGAUUGUACAAUCUAGCAGUUUCGGGAGAAGUCGCAAUCGCCCUCGAGUCGUCUUUUGCCGAAAUCAUCACAUCCAAAGCGGCGAGCGAGAACUCAGAUCUUCUUGUUCUUCCUUGGAGCGAAAGUGGAAGUAUGAAUGAACAGCAAUCCUACAAUGGCAACCCCGCUACUCCCAGACGACUCGAAGACACAAGCUACGUCAGUUUUGUGGCUGCCGCACUCAAGUCGUCGACUUGCAACACCGUGGUCUUUGUCAAUCGUGGCUUCGGUGGCAGCGCAGUGGCACGUCGCCCACCAACUCUGUCUCGUCAAGCGAGCAAGAUUAGCUUGUCGAAUGAGCGAGGACCUGCAUCGUCGCCCAUCAUGGACAAGUCGCACCAUAUCUACAUGCCAUACUUUGGCGGAGCCGACGGCCGCGUGGCGUUGCGGCUUGUGCUGCAGUUGGCAGAAAACCCAGAUGUAACGGCGACCAUUGUCUUUUUCGAUAAGCUGGAUGGUGCUGGUAGCUUAGCAGAGACCAAAGGGUCGGAAACCCAUGGUUCGCCUGUGGAAGGGGAUGGCAAACCUAGCGUCGUCGCACAGAUUGAAGAUAGCGACGAGACGUUUUUCGCCAUGAUCCAGCGAUCUCUACCUGUGGAGUUGUCAUCGAGAGUGAUUAUGGAGUCCAUAUCGUCACACUCGCCCCUGGAGGAAGCAAUCUCUCGGGCGCAGGUCGAGGUUGCGCAGAACCCGAAGAAUGCAGGCGACUUGGUUGUUGUCGGCCGAAGAGACUUGUCUAGCGAGUCGGGCAGGGCAUGUUUGGGCCUCGUUGCGCAGCGAUUCAUCGACAGUGGGCUUCGAGCAAGCAUUUUGAUCAUGCAAGCCAGGGGGUCUCACAUGUCUUCUGAGAUGCUG